Symbiodinium natans is the source of this 1809-nucleotide messenger RNA. The record is from the annotation of a GenBank genome assembly. NCBI's taxonomy places the organism in Eukaryota, Dinophyceae, Suessiales, Symbiodiniaceae.
AUGUGCCCGUUCUCCAUCCGAUUCUCACAAGCUCGAAUACGGCCCACAUUCCAGGAUGGAAGGGAGGUAGAGGCAUCCAUGGAGCAGAUCGCUGCUGUCUCGUGUCCAGAAGGACCUCUACAACAGAGAUAUGACGUCCUGCUGAGGGCACCUUUUCCACCAAUCGAGAUCAUCCGAUGGUGGCCGAAGCUGCGUGAGGAGGAUGGUGAGACACUCCUGGACGAGAACGGGAAGACCAUCCUAGGAGAGCCAUGUUGGUUCACGUUCGACAACCGGAGGCUAUACUGCCUUCAGGCAGCAGCUAUCAAGAACUGGCCAUCUCGGUCGGCCGCGGUGGUGCAUGUCAUGCAUGAUCUGCCAGUGUCCAAGUGUGCGCCCAAGAAGUUCCGCACCACUGACCUAGGCUGCUCUGUGCGCAUCUCACGUCGUGAUGACGUGGUGCCGAAAGCCACCUGGACUUGGAUGGAGGCAAAGUGGCCAAGCCAUGCCAGGCCGUCCCACCGGGCCGCCUGGGAUGCCUCUUCAAAGCGGGAUGGCCUGGCUGCAGCCUUCGGCUUCUGCGCCAUCGGGGCCAGGCACUCGAGGCCCUCGAGGCCUUCGAGGACCCAGUGCCAGGCGAAGAACAAGGGCAAGAAAGGGAGAGGACCAACUUUGGCAGACAUUGAAGCAAGGCUUCGUGAGCGCAAGCGGCGACGCGAGUCUUUGAAGAGGAAGGAGGAACUCGCCGUUUCGAACUCACAGAUGGAGGAGACAGAGGAGACCGAGGAGACAGAGGAGGCAGAGGAGGCAGAGGAGACAGAGGAGGAAGAGGCUUGGGAUGAUUUUGGCCGUGCUACUGGGCGAGUAGUUGGAGGAGCCGAGCGUCACGGGCAAGUUCUCGUCAAGGUGACGGACAGCAACGAAGCGACAAUCUGCCAGAUUCCUAGAGGCAGACGGGCGCCGAAGCUGCAACCCAUCGUGGGUGAUGAGGUGAGCAUCGUCUUCACGGCCGCAGCCGGAGAUGCCGAGGCUGUCGUCGAGGAGGUGCUCCCUCGGAAGUCCACGCUGGUCCGGCGGCGCGCGGGCACUCCGCAAGCCCAGGUGCUGUGUGCCAACCUGGACCUGGCGCUGCUGGUGCUGAGCCUGGAGCCCAACUUCGCCGAGGGCAUGGUGGACCGGGUCCUGGUGUCGGCACACGCGCAGGGCUUAGAGGUGGCCAUCGUGCUCAACAAGGUGGACCUCCUGGAGCCCUCCCAGCGAGACGAGGUCGAGAGCCGCCUCGCCGUGUAUGAGUCGGUGGGCUACAAGGUGCUCCUGGUCAGCGCGUUGGAGGGCGACAACAUGGAGGAACUGCGCCAGCUACUCUGUGGGCGCACGAGCAUUCUCAUCGGCAACAGCGGCGUGGGCAAGUCAGAACUGCUGAAUGCGCUCGGUGAGGGUCAAAUUGCUGCAGCUGUCGGGGAGAUCAGCGAGAGGUUGAAGCUCGGGCGGCAUGUCACAACGACCAGCACCCUGCAUCGGCUCCCGGGUGAUGGAGAGCCAGCAUACCUGAUCGACUCGCCAGGCGCCCGGAGGUUCAGCAUCUGGGACGUGACCGCUGCCGAACUGAAGGACCAUUUUCUGGAGUUCUUGCCGCUGGCGCAGAAGUGCAAGUUCUCCAACUGCAACCACCUCGAGGAGCCUGACUGCGCAGUCAAGGAGGCCCUGGAGGAGGGCCGCAUCUCCCGGCAGCGCUACGACUCCUACGUCUCCAUCCGACAGAGCUUGUUGGAAGGCCAGGAAGGUGUGAAGCUCCCGCCAUGGCAGCUGCUGACACAGCCAGAGUCAUGA